ACCGCGAGCGGGGGGCUGCGUUCUGCAUGCCCAGGACCGAGGCCGCCGCUGCCGCCCGGGAGGCCCAUCCCUGCUCCGAAUCGGCACUGCUGCCCGACCCCCAUGGGGACCACGGAAGCCACGCUCCGCAUGGAGAAAAUGGACAUGAGGCAGGACUGGGGGGACGAGGAGCCACCCAGGCCGCCCCCGGAAGACACGGAAAUGGAUGCGCUCGGCGGCUCGGCGGCAGACACGGCCUCCCCUCCCAGCACACUGAACUUCAGCGGGGCCCACCGGAAGCGGAAGACAUUGGUAGCCCCAGAGAUCAACAUCUCCCUGGACCAAAGCGAGGGCUCCCUGCUGUCCGACGACUUCCUGGACACGCCCGACGACCUGGACAUUAAUGUGGACGACAUUGAGACUCCCGAUGAGACGGACUCGCUCGAGUUCCUGGGGAAUGGCAACGAGCUUGAGUGGGAAGAUGACACCCCAGUGGCCACUGCCAAGAACAUGCCUGGGGACAGCGCAGAUUUGUUUGGGGACGGAGCGGCCGAGGACGGCAGCGCUGCCAACGGGCGCCUGUGGCGCACGGUCAUCAUCGGGGAGCAGGAGCACCGCAUUGACCUGCACAUGAUCCGGCCCUACAUGAAAGUGGUCACCCACGGAGGGUACUACGGCGAAGGCCUCAACGCCAUCAUUGUCUUUGCGGCUUGCUUUCUCCCCGACAGCAGCUGUGCCGACUACCACUACAUCAUGGAGAACCUCUUCCUGUAUGUCAUCAGCAGCCUGGAGCUCUUGGUGGCCGAGGACUACAUGAUAGUGUACCUGAAUGGGGCCACACCGCGGCGCCGGAUGCCGGGCAUCGGCUGGCUGAAGAAAUGCUACCAGAUGAUCGAUAGGCGGUUGCGGAAGAACCUCAAGUCGUUGAUCAUUGUGCACCCGUCGUGGUUCAUCCGGACCGUGCUGGCGGUGUCACGCCCCUUCAUCAGUGUCAAGUUCAUCAGCAAGAUCCAGUACGUGCACAGCCUGGAGGACCUGGAGCAGCUGAUCCCGAUGGAACAUGUGCAGAUCCCUGACUGUGUCCUCCAGUACGAAGAGGAGCGGCUGAAGGCCAGGAGAGAGAGCGCCAGACCCCAGCCCGAGUUUGUGCUGCCCAGGCCCGAAGAGAAGCCAGAGGCAGUGUUGGAGGAAGACAGGUCUGCGGAGGCCAUGCAAAAUGAGGAAACAAGCAUGUCCUGAGGUGGUGGAAUCUCAAAGAAGGACACGGAAGAAGGUUCCAGACACCAAGAAGCCCCGGCCCCUGUCCCCCUCGGCUCUGAGCCCACCUCACCUCCCAGGAUGCCGGUCCCCACCUUCCCACCAGCCUCUGCAGCUGAAAAGUCUCAACUAUUUUUGUAAGGACAUAGUGUUCACGCAUUCUGGAGCAGACAACCGGUUCUCAGCCUGCACCCCCCGGGAGAGCCAGCACCAUGAGGCAGGGUUCCCGCGCCCCCAGCCAGUGCGAGGCACGGGUUCCGGAUCCUUCCCUCGCCUGUCGCCUGCCCCACGUGGGAACCCCGGACGCCCACCAGCACCGCGGCUGCGUCUGAAUCUGUUCCUGUGCCUUUUCCUUCCAGAACACGACCCACUCCCUCCAGCCGGGCAGG
Ochotona princeps (American pika) is the source of this 1625-nucleotide messenger RNA. RefSeq names its product ATCAY kinesin light chain interacting caytaxin (gene ATCAY). Gene Ontology annotation, cellular component: cytoplasm. The record is from RefSeq and is a predicted model, not a curated record. NCBI's taxonomy places the organism in Eukaryota, Metazoa, Chordata, Mammalia, Lagomorpha, Ochotonidae. Gene Ontology annotation, biological process: apoptotic process. The transcript has 13 exons. The coding region runs from base 103 to 1218 and encodes 371 amino acids.